Molecule: messenger RNA, 3542 nt
Organism: Drosophila grimshawi
Lineage: Eukaryota; Metazoa; Arthropoda; Insecta; Diptera; Drosophilidae
Product: myotubularin-related protein 10-B
Exons: 2
Coding region: 419-2980 (853 amino acids)
Source: RefSeq, a predicted model, not a curated record
AAUAAAUGCUAUAUAUACGUGCAUUAGUGUGUUUGUUGGAUGAUGCAUAAGGAUGACAAGUAAAUAAACACGUUCGCUCGCCAAGUAACAACCUACUCACAGCGCAGCAACAACAGCAGAAUUAAAACAAAAACUAAAAAUACGUUUUCCAAUCAUUGGAGGCGGCUGAUUCGGCUAACUUACAAAAGCCAGUUGCAGUAAAGCAAAAAAAAAAAACACAAAACAAUCAGCAACAACAGCAGCGCUCACAAAGUGACAGCGCAGAGAAGCAGACACAGGAAAUAGACAAUAAUUAAAUAUUCCAAGUGCGUGCUGGGCAAAGAGACAAACAAGAGUCAGAGCUAAACCAAUAUUGGGACUCGACUCGACUCGACUGUAAUAAAAUAUAAUAGGAGCGAUAAACAGUUGCUGAGGGAGGAUGGCCACUGGCCACAGCAGCAACAUCAGCAGCGAUAUGCCCGAUCAUCGCAAGCGGAACACCUUUACCAGCUACGUGGCGCCAAUGGUGGGGGAUAUACGCGUCACUGCGGAUACGAACGAAUGGUGCCUGCCCAGCGAUUUGCGUGAUGUGCAUUUGGCCAAGCCUCGUCUACUGUCGGGGGAGCAAAUUGUUGCCAGUGCACCCGCCUACAUGUACUCACCCAUUGCACCCAUGGAGGAGAGCAGCAACAGCAGCAGCAGCGGCGGCGGCGGCGGUGGCGGCAGCAGCAGCAGCACCUUCACUGGCGGUGGCAACAGCAACAAUAGUUAUAACACUAACAGUAGCAAUGGCAACAAUAGCAACAAUGGCAGUCGAUCCACCUACAAAGAUUCCACGUUUGGCCUGCUGAGUGUUACCAAUUUCAAGUUGGCCUUUGUGCCGUUGCAUGCGAGAUCAACAUUGUCUACGGUGGCCAGUGAUCUCUAUCAAGAGAAUGCAUAUCUUGGACGCAACGAGAUCACACUGAAUAACAUCGAUCAGAUCUAUACGAUUGCGGAGCAGGGACGUGCAGCGAGUGCCCUGCAAGCGGCACGGAUGGCCAGCAGUCGACGCAAGAAACUGGAGCCAGCCAAGCAGCAUAAUAUCAAUGGCCGCAUUGUUGCGCUGCAUAUAAUCUGUGCAAAUUUCCGUCUGCUCAAGUUUGCGUUUCAGCAACAGGACUCCAAGUUGAGUGACUAUGGUAAACUAAUUGCCUCCGCUCUGGCCCGCUUCGCCUAUCCGAUGCGGCAUGAUCUGAGCUUUGCCUAUGCCUAUCGGGAGCCCUACUAUUCCACAUUAACCGGCGUCAGCAUGUACGCCAGCAAGAAUGACUGGGCGAGGGAGCUGAUUCGAUGCGGUGCCACCGAAUGGCAAGUGAUUAGUGCUAGCAGUGUUCCUCAACUCCAGAAUCGGCUGCAAUCUUGCAAAUAUCAACUGCCACCGCACUUUGUCAUCCCCAAGUGCUGUGAUGUGGAGCGUUUCCUACAGCUUUCGCUGGCAUUUUGCGACUCGCGUGCGGCCUUUUGGGUAUAUAGUUAUGGGAGUGGUGCCGCCUCCCUUGUGCGUCUGGCAGAGUUGCAGCCGGCGUCACAGCAGGAUACCAAAAUGGAGAACAUUAUGUUGGAGCUGGUGCGCAAGUGUGAUGAGCGUAAGCAAUUGAAGUUGCUCCAAUUAACAGAUGAGCUGCCCAGUACACAGGAUGUGCAGCGGGCCUAUCAAAAGUUGAGGCGUCUCUGCACCCCAGAGUCACCGGAGAAGUUUAUGAUGCAGGACGACAAGUACCUGGGACUGCUGGAGAAGACCAAUUGGCUGUUUUAUGUGUCGCUCUGUUUGCGCAAUGCCUCCGAGGCAGCGGCCACAUUGCGUGCGAACAUCACUUGCGUUCUGCAGGAGUCCAAUGGUCGCGAUCUGUGCUGUGUCAUUAGCAGCCUCACGCAACUCCUUCUCGAUCCGCAUUUUCGCACCAUCGAUGGAUUUCAGUCACUGGUGCAGAAGGAUUGGGUUGCGUUGGAGCAUCCGUUUCAGCGUCGAUUGGGUCAUGUCUAUGUGUCUCGAGGCGGUACCGAGCAGGCACCGGAUAGCGAACAGAGCCCCGUCUUUCUGCUCUAUCUGGACUGCGUGUGGCAGUUGCUGCAACAGUUUCCCGACGAGUUUGAAUUCUCGCAAACGUAUCUCACGACGCUGUGGGAUGCGUGCUUUAUGCCCAUCUUUGAUACGUUCCAAUUUGACAGUCAGGCCCAGCGGACGCGUGCCGUCAACGAGGGACGACUCGUGCUGCGCCCCGUGUGGGAUUGGGGCGAACAGUUCUCCGACAAAGACAAGAUGUUCUUCAGCAACCCGUUGUAUCAGCGACAGCGUGGCGAUCUCGGCACCGCACAAAAUUAUCGACGCUCCCUCGCAGUGGGUCAAAGUAAGAUGAGCCAGUUGCCAACGCAGGUGCAAGCGCUGGGGCAAUCUUCACCCUCUCGUUACACCAUCAAUCCGCAGCUGUUUGCAACGCAAUCGACGGUGCCACAGGAUCGCUAUCUGCAGCCGCGGCAUCGAAUUAUUGAUCUGGCUGUGUGGGAUCAGUGCUAUUAUCGCUGGUUGCCCGUCUUGGAUAUUCGCGGUGGUGGUCAGCCACAGGUGGAUCUCUUUCAUCGCCUGCUGCUGAGUAACAUUGCGAAAAUGCAGCGCUGCAUCGAGUUACAAAGUCUUGAGGAGUUGCCCGAUGCCUUCUACGAGGCGAUCGGUGAGACGAGACCCAAACAGCAGCAGGAGGAGCCCGUUGAGUAUGUGGACGGUGUGGAAAGACGACGCAAAUCGCUGCCAACUACUGCAUCGGGUGGCGGAUCUUCGGCAAAUGGUUUGGCUGUGGUGAAUGGUGGCCCCUUGCAGCUAUCGACGCUAUCAUCGUUCUUUCCUUUUGGCAGUCCUAUUGCUGGCGAUGCGCCACAUGAGCUCUACGACAUAUUAUUGAGCAGCAGCACUGAGUUGCUGCUGGACACCUCUUCCUUUCUGGACAAAUCAUCCAUUGUAUGAGACGCGCUGCAAGCGUGCGCAAAUUCAAGCUGCUCGCUACUUUUGCUACACGUUGUUAAAUGCGCUACUCGUUACUCGUUACUGGUAUUCGUCAUCGUCGUAGUCGUUGUCGAGUGUUCCAAUCUUCGCUACAACUGCUGGUUUAUUUUAGAAAGUAUUACAAAUUAUAUAUUUUUUUUUAUAUAUACAUAUAAAUAUUUUUAUAUAUAUGGCAUAUCGCGUUUAACACACUUUUUAUUAUUGUUUACUAAUAGGGCAACUUGUCUAUCGCAUAAGUACUUUUUUGUUUAUUUGAUGUUAUGUAUACAGCUAUUUUUGAUGAUAAAAUGAACAACUUAUUACCUACAAAAUAGGAAAGCAACAAAACAACAAUAAUUAUUGUAAUAGUUAACAAUCAAAACGAAGAAAUUAAACAAAUGUUAUGUGCAAGCAAUUUUUAAAUACUACAUACAUGUAUGUAAACAAAUCAAAAACAAAAGAAGAGAAAAACACCAACUAAAUCAAACAUGUAUUAUAUUCUUAUAUUGUAAUAUUUAAACAACAAAAUAAAUUAAAAAAUGUA